AUGAAUUUAUUUCCAGCACUCCUCUUCAUUCGAGUUCUUAAGGCGUGGUUGCUGCUCGGACACAUUUGCUUGGAUAUUCCACAAGCAAUUGGGACAAUGGAUUAUUGGUGGAAUUUGGGACUUUUAUCUUGGCAGUCGAUUCAUCGGACCCCAGCCUAUUUACUUGCCCCGAGGCCAUUAUGUGUGCGAGUACAGGGGCUCACACAUUCCCAAACUCGUCUCUGUCAACGGUACUUCGAUCACAUGCCCAUCAUCAGUAUCGGAGCCAAACUUGGGAUUUACGAAUGCCAGAACCAAUUCAAAUAUCGCCGUUGGAACUGUUCAUCACAGAACAAAGCAACCGCAUUUGGACCUGUCACUCACACGGGUAGCCGAGAGGCGAGUUUUGCACACGCAAUCUCAGCCGCUGGUGUCGUGCAUGCACUCGCACGGAGUUGCAAAGAGGCGCGACUCCACUCCUGCGGCUGCAACAAGUCUGACCGUCCAGAUCAGCUGCAUCGUGAUUGGAUUUGGGGUGGCUGCGGAGAUAAUAUUGCGUACGCAUAUCGCUUCGCGAAGACAUUCAUCGACGUAAGAGAAAAGGAGAAGAGUUAUCCCCGAUACUCGGAGGAACUGGCCCGGAUGUUAAUGAACUUACAUAAUAACCGAGCUGGACGACUGUUUCUCCUCAAAAAACAGCAGCAACAUUUUGAGCUGGCGCAGCCGAAGCUCAUCGAGACGCUGAAUCAGAAAUUGUCACUGCACAAGCUGCUCAGCGAGACUGUUGAGCCCCAGUG
Molecule: messenger RNA, 776 nt
Organism: Opisthorchis viverrini
Lineage: Eukaryota; Metazoa; Platyhelminthes; Trematoda; Opisthorchiida; Opisthorchiidae
Exons: 4
Biological process (GO): canonical Wnt signaling pathway; cell fate commitment; neuron differentiation
Cellular component (GO): extracellular region
Molecular function (GO): frizzled binding; cytokine activity
Source: RefSeq, a predicted model, not a curated record